AUGGGCAUGAAAAGUCAUGACUGUCAUGUCUUCAUGCAACGACUUUUGCCAAUUGCUCUUCGGGAGCUUCUUCCGCCCGAAGUGUGGGAGCCUUUAACAGAGAUAAGUAUCUUCUUCAGAGAAUUAACUGCCACAUCGCUGAAAAAGGCAGAUCUUGAGAGAUUGGAUCUUGAUAUCCCGAAGAUACUGUGCAAGUUGGAACGUAUUUUUCCACCGAGUUUUUUUAAUUCGAUGGAACAUCUCCCCGUACACCUUCCAUACGAAGCUAUGAUGGCAGGACCUGUUCAGUAUCGUUGGAUGUAUCCGUUUGAAAGAUACCUGAGAAAACUCAAAAAUAAGGUCUCGAAUAAAGGCAGAGUGGAAGGAAGCAUCAGCAGCGGAUAUUUAUUAGAGGAAACAGCGAAAUUUGCAUCUUUCUAUUUCAAGGAUGGUGAUCCGAUGCUACCAUGUCGGAUGCAAAGAAAUGAAGUUUGCGAAAUGGACGUUGAUGAUGAUGUCGACAGAUUAUCCAUUUUCAAACCGAAAGGGCGACCUAUAGGUGCUUCUCGGAACAGAUAUCUGGAUGAUGCUGAAUAUAAUGCUGCCCGAAGCUACAUCCUUCUGAAUUGCACUGAAAUCGAACCUUUCAGAGAAGUUUUUGAAGGCGAGUUGUAUGAAAUCAACCCCGAAAUCACACAGACCGAAGUUGUAGUCAAGUUGGAGAGUGAAUUCGCCUUUUGGUUCGAGCAAUAUGUGAAAGACCAAACUGUCUGUACCAAUCCCUAUAUUCUAAGUCUUGCAGAAGGACCGCUUAGAUCGGUCAAAACAUUCAAGGGGUAUUGUGUGAACGGGUUUAAAUUCAAUACUGAAGAAUAUGGGGAGGAUCGGGUUACAAUGAAUAGCGGAGUUUGUGUAAAAGGAUCACUCUACGGCCCGGCUGAAAGCGACUUUUAUGGAGUGUUGACUGACAUUAUCGAGUUAGAGUAUCCAGCUCUACCGAUAAAAAGGACGGUCUUAUUUAAAUGUAAUUGGUUUGAUCCUACGAAAAAAGUUGGUAUGUUAGCCCAUACUCGGUAUAACAUAGUGGAUGUUAAUCACAGAAAGAGCAAAAGGCGAGACAAAAAAGACUGGUGGGCAGUAUGCAAGAUAAAAGCUCGCUCUGAGAUAGACAUGCCUGAAACAACUGUUCCAGCUUUCCAAGAUGAUAGUGCAGAUCAUCUGCUCGAUGUCAUAACAAAUGAAGAACCGACAAAUUUAGUUGAUCCGAAUGGCGAGGCGGACGAGGCUGCAUUACACAACCCUCCAUUAGUGGAGACGGAAGAUGAUUAUCCACCAUCUUCAUCAGACGAUGAAGACAUUGGAGCGGCAGAUAAUAUAGAAAUUGCAUGA
Molecule: messenger RNA, 1368 nt
Organism: Mercurialis annua (annual mercury)
Lineage: Eukaryota; Viridiplantae; Streptophyta; Magnoliopsida; Malpighiales; Euphorbiaceae
Exons: 5
Coding region: 1-1368 (455 amino acids)
Source: RefSeq, a predicted model, not a curated record